CACACACACACACACACACCUACACCUACACAACAGGCAGACACAACACCAACACACACACACCCACACAUCAACACGCGGCCAGCAAACACAAUUUUCAGCUGGCCAAAAAGAAAAUUCUUGCCUGUUGCAGCCAAAGCGUUAGCAAACAAAGUGAUAAAGACAAAGUGUUCAAGAAAAAAUGUACUACAUGUUAUUAAAUAUUAUACAAAACAAAAAAGAAAACAACAAAUAAUUACUAAAAAUAAUCAAACGCUAAACUGGAAAACGGAGCGAUGGCAAGGCACAGGUUUUCAACAGGAUGUCCCGUCUAAGAUGCGCACAAUUAGCUUAAACUGACGGCAGGACGUGGAGAGCAGGAGCAACAGCAACAACAACAGCCAGAAUUUACAAGCAAAAGGAUAAUCACAAUCACCAAGCAGCGAAAUAAAAUACCAAAGCCGAUACUUAACAACCGAACUAUUAUCGAACUAUUUUAACAACUUAAAUGUAGCACAACAGAAGCCUUACAAAACAACAAAACCAUUUGUGCUGUGCUUUAAUUAUAGUCAAAACCGAAAAAAAACACGAAAACAACCCCGAAAACCGCGUAAUUAUUACACAUUAAAUAAUAAUAAUCAUUAUUCUUCCACUUGCGAGUUUGAAAUGUGUACAUUUUUAAAUCGAUAUUUAAAAUAGUAGCGAAUUAUUAAAUACCAAACGAAUAACAGUUUAACGUUCAUUAAAACUUAGCAAAGAGCGUUGUGAAUUUAACAAAAAAAAAAGAAAUAAACCAAAAAUUAAACGGUUAACGAUCCUCUAAAUUAGAACAAAAAUUGUACGCAAUUAGUAGAAUUUAAAAGUAAGAUUUUAAUCCAAGCUAAAUUUUUAAACGAGCUUCAAACACACACGUUGAAAAACAUAAAAACUCACCUACACCCGGGCAGAACCUUAUCCUUAACCUUAACCACGGCGGCAGGAUUGUAAGGGUAACAAUCAAAUGCUUGGCUCAGCGCCAAAAAGUAGGCAGCAGCACAAAGCACAGCCCAAAAGUAGGCAGUAGAAAAUUUAUACAAAUUCGGCGCCAGCGGUGGAAGAAGGACGAAAAAAGCGCCAAGGACUCCGACGACCUUCGCGUGUGCAAGCGUCGUUGCACAAUAAAGGACGCCACUAACACUCUCAGCCAGACACAAAUACACCUAUACCUACCCACCCAUACACUCACCCAGACACACAGGAAAUCACACACAAGCACACAUACGUCCACAGGACAAUUGCAUGGGCGGCCGCCAUGACCGGAAGUGAAGUACGGUCACGUCCACGUCCACUGGCCUUUGCAUAACAAUCAGCCCGCCAAGGAGCCGCCUAGAAAGCAGCAGGAGAAAGCAGGAGAAAGCAGUGAAAGCAGGUGAACAAGAAGGCGGCAAGGGAGAGAGAGAAACCAGGAAUAAUAACAACGAGCACAGGAGCGCCACUUUCACCCGCCAGCGGCCCCUUAAAAAUGCAGGAAAUGAGCUACCUACAGGAUAAUUCCAAGAUUGAGGCCCUCACCAAGGCGGUGCUCAUAUCCAUACUGGGCGUGGCCAUCGUCCUGUCCAACCUCCUCAUCAUCGCCACCUAUGCCAACUUCAAGGGACCCACAGAGGUGAUAAACUACUACCUGUUGUCCCUGGCCAUUGCCGAUCUGCUCUGCGGUCUGCUGGUGGUGCCCUUCUCCGUGUAUCCCGCUUUGACUGGAGAAUGGAUGUACGGCGACAUUGUGUGCCGCUUCACGGGGUAUUUGGAGGUCACUCUGUGGGCGGUGUCUGUCUACACCUUCAUGUGGAUAUCGGUGGAUCGGUAUUUGGCGGUGCGGAAACCACUGCGAUAUGAAACGGUCCAGACGAAGACGAGAUGCCAAUGCUGGAUGGUGUUCACCUGGAUAUCGGCGGCCCUGCUCUGCUGCCCCCCAAUUCUGGGCUACUCGAUGCCGAUCGAGAACAACAUGACGCACAUCUGCAUGCUGGACUGGGGGAACAUGGCCGCGUAUACUGUCACACUGGCCAUUUUAGUCUUAGGUCCCAGCCUCAUUUCAAUCGUACACAACUACGGCUAUAUCUUUGUAAUGAUGCGUAAGAUUAGGUCCGGCGAGCCGAUACACGAUAAAGAAUAUGCAACUGCUCUGGCUGAAAAUUUAUCGAACCCUAGUCAUAUGAUGUCAUUCGCAUUAGUCUUUGCAUUCUGGGUGUCCUGGCUGCCAUGGAUUCUGUUGCGUCUGUAUGAGGUGGUCACGGGCUAUGUUAUCCAAAGUACUCUUAUCAACUUCGCCGUCGUCUGGAUCGGCAUAUUGAAUUCGUUUUGGAAAAUUUUGAUCAUGACCAGUAUGUCGCCGCAAUUCCGUAUCGCUUUGAGAGUAUUUUGCUUAACCAUUUGUUGUAAGACUAAGGGCCGUUUGCAAGCAGAGCUAAUCGGGUUGGACCCAGAUGACUAGAGUUAGAUUUAGAUUUUCAUUCUCCUCAAAAAAAAUUCAAAUAACUAUCCGCAAAAUCCCCCAUCCAACCCCCUUUCCGCCAUCCCUUUGAGAAGAACCACAAAGUCCUGCAAGUAAUAAAAAAUUGGUUGUAAUUGCAUUGAGCCAUUUCCUUAACAAUCUCUAUCUCUAUAUAAACACUUACUUGCCUGUUUGCCAUAUAGUUGCAUAUUUACGGGCCGUUUGGCGCUACGCGACAUGCCAAUGAAAGCACCACCAACCAAACACAGCCACUGAAAAACUGAAAUACGCAACCACUCAGCCACUCAACCACUCAACCACCCAACCACCAAUCAUACAGAAAACCACACAGAGACACCAAAAACACAGACACGUUGAAAGACAUAUUCAUAUUUCUAGACCUAAGCUAAGCUAAGAGUUUUUAGCGUAUCCAAUUAUGAUUGAUUAAUUGAUUGAUUGAUUGAAUUGAAUUGAUUGACGAUUAUUAUUGUGUAUUUAUGAGCUUACCACGUAUAUACUUGUACUUAACUCUAGCCAUAUGUAUUUGUAGCAGCGAUUCAAAUUCUAAUUCGUAGACAAGAGACAAUUCACUAGGCAAGAACAACAUUUCCGUUUCCGGUUUACAGUUCAAACUUGCUACUACAAAAAAAAUAUAACAAAUAUACGAAAAUCAUAUGCUACUCAAGAAGCAAGAUAAUUAUCUAAAGAAUGCAUAAGUAUAUACCUUUUUCAAAGUCCAUAUUAAGUAGCAUUUAGAAUUUUACAAAAAAAUCGUGUAGAGUUUAUUAAACAAUUUGCCAAACUUGACGACGGGCCGGAAAUGCAGAAUUCAAAAUUCUAACAAAAUUCAAUCUUCGCACGCUUUGCGAAUGCGCUUUAGAAACGAAAAACCCAGGCCCACUAAACGAAUAAAAACAAAAACUCAACACAGCAAAAAUGUUAAAAUCCAAAGGCGAAGAAACCCGAAAAAACAUUUCCAGUAGUUCUUAGCGAUAUAAAUAAAUAAAGAAAAUGAAAGGAUAUAGGCUAGUGUCAAGAUUCGAUCGUUGUUAAAAUCGCAGAUGUAUGUACAUAUUUUCCUUUUGGCCGCCCCCGAACGCUUCGAUUUGGUGGGGUUACCCAUAAUUUCGCCUAGUUCCCUUAGUGGGUCAAAUUCAGUUUCCCAGGACCUGCCGUUGAAGCGUCCAGGGUCCCAAGUCGAGUGUUUGUAGUUGAAUAUUAUUGACGAUUAUUGAUGAUAUAUUAGCCGCAAACAUGCCGAAUGCGAAAAUAAUGAACGAACUCGAAAACGAAACAUUGUGUAUAUUUUGUUGUUGUACAUUUCAUUGAUGAUCUUUUGUACAUUUAGUUAUAGUUCGAAACUAAUUUACACACAAAAAGGCAAGUGUUAUCGAUUUUUAAGUGUAAGGAAAUUGUUAGAGCCAUAUAAGCAGAUAGAAAAGUCGUUUCGAAAAAUAUAAACAAUGAACGCAGUAAAUAAAUGCAAAAAUGAUGAUAA
Drosophila suzukii is the source of this 3947-nucleotide messenger RNA. It is a transcript of the gene DopEcR, whose product is annotated as G-protein coupled receptor DopEcR. Gene Ontology annotation, cellular component: plasma membrane. The record is from RefSeq and is a predicted model, not a curated record. Gene Ontology annotation, biological process: cellular response to hormone stimulus; G protein-coupled receptor signaling pathway. Gene Ontology annotation, molecular function: peptide binding; G protein-coupled receptor activity. NCBI's taxonomy places the organism in Eukaryota, Metazoa, Arthropoda, Insecta, Diptera, Drosophilidae.